ACAGCGCCCGAAGCUGGAAUUUCUUGGGUAGUCGGACUUGCAAUUAGCGGAACUUGUUGGUGGUGCCCUGAAGGCUCAUCGAGGCUGCACGCGGCUAGUUGCUAAGCAAAAGAAUCUUUGGUCAACUGCCACCUGAAUCAAAGCAACAGGAACCCUGCAUUAUGCCUCAUAUUGACAAUGACGUGAAACUAGACUUCAAGGAUGUCCUGUUGAGGCCCAAACGCAGCACCCUUAAGUCUCGAAGCGAGGUAGAUCUCACAAGGUCCUUUUCAUUCCGGAACUCAAAGCAGACGUACAGUGGCAUCCCCAUCAUCGCUGCCAACAUGGAUACAGUGGGCACUUUUGAAAUGGCUAAGGUUCUCUGUAAGUUCUCCCUUUUCACUGCCAUCCAUAAGCACUACAGCACCCAUCAGUGGCAAGAGUUUGCUAGCCAGAAUCCUGACUGUCUAGAGUAUCUAGCUGCCAGCUCAGGUACAGGCUCUGCUGACUUCGAGCAGCUGGAACAAAUCUUGGAAGCCAUUCCCCAAAUAAAAUAUAUAUGCCUGGAUGUGGCUAAUGGCUACUCGGAACAUUUUGUUGAAUUUGUAAAGGAUGUACGGAAGCGUUUCCCCCAACACACCAUCAUGGCAGGAAAUGUGGUAACAGGAGAGAUGGUAGAAGAGCUAAUCCUCUCUGGGGCUGACAUCAUCAAAGUGGGAAUUGGUCCUGGCUCUGUUUGUACAACUCGCAAGAAAACUGGAGUCGGCUACCCACAGCUCAGUGCAGUGAUGGAGUGUGCAGACGCUGCUCAUGGCCUCAAAGGCCAUAUAAUUUCAGAUGGAGGCUGCAGCUGUCCUGGGGAUGUGGCAAAGGCUUUUGGAGCAGGGGCUGACUUUGUGAUGCUAGGUGGCAUGCUGGCUGGGCACAGUGAGUCAGGUGGUGAACUCAUUGAGAGGGAUGGCAAGAAAUACAAGCUCUUCUAUGGAAUGAGUUCUGAAAUGGCCAUGAAGAAGUAUUCAGGAGGCGUGGCUGAGUAUAGAGCCUCAGAGGGAAAAACAGUAGAAGUUCCCUUUAAAGGGGAUGUGGAACAUACUAUUCGUGACAUCCUAGGAGGCAUCCGGUCUACAUGCACAUACGUAGGGGCUGCUAAACUGAAGGAAUUAAGCCGGAGAACUACUUUUAUCCGAGUCACCCAGCAAGUGAAUCCAAUCUUCAGCGAUUCCCGAUAGACCUAAGAGGUCUACUUUCCUGAGCUAGCAACUUGGCCACUGGAGCCUCCCAGAAGGGCUUCUCACCCAUCCCUGCUACUGUGGCUGUGUUACUUAAUUUGGUUCCUAUCCUCUUACUCCUGAGUGCUCCUGCAGUCACAUAUGCUUCUGUAUCUGCACACACAAAAUGCUAACGGCACUCAAUGGAAAGGGGCAAGGAAGAAGAUGUGAUCGACAAAUGGGAAUCUGGGGAUAGCACCCGGAAGAUUAGAAGGAAAAGAUUCUGAUUGAUACAUAAAUGCUAUCCUUGAUCUGGAAGAGAAGGCUUUUGAAAUCAUGUAAAUCAGCUUCAUUAAAUGAGAUUAUCAGAUACCUAAACA
Molecule: messenger RNA, 1567 nt
Organism: Psammomys obesus (fat sand rat)
Lineage: Eukaryota; Metazoa; Chordata; Mammalia; Rodentia; Muridae
Gene: Gmpr2
Product: guanosine monophosphate reductase 2
Exons: 10
Coding region: 162-1208 (348 amino acids)
Biological process (GO): nucleotide metabolic process
Cellular component (GO): GMP reductase complex
Molecular function (GO): GMP reductase activity
Source: RefSeq, a predicted model, not a curated record